CGGGUGAUCCUCUUCCCUUCAAAGCAGCAGAGGAAAGUCAGGGGCUCGUGUCAACAUCCACGAUCUUCAACCCCCACCCGGGAGGCGCAGCAUUAUUAUCCAGAAACACGCGCUGUUGCCCAGAAAAGGCGUUUUCUUUGCGCUUCGUUGCGAAAGAAGCCCACGAGUCCCGCCGCUUUCACCCCAGUUUAAAGGAUGACCGCGUUCAAAUAGCGACUCCAGUUCUUGAAUAACAUCUGGGGACCUGGCUAGCUUAGUUAGCUGACCUGGUAGUUCGUUUAGGCCAAGGAAACACGACCAGACGCGCUGCUGACAUGAUGUUUCCUCAAUCCAGGCACUCGGCAUCAUCUCAGUCCAGUCAAGCUCUGAAGUUCACCACGUCUGACUCUUGUGAUCGGAUCAAGGAUGAGUUCCAGUUCCUCCAAGCACAGUACCACAGUUUGAAGCUGGAGUGCGAUAAACUGGCCUCUGAGAAGUCCGAGAUGCAGCGUCACUACAUCAUGUAUUAUGAAAUGUCCUACGGUCUAAAUAUUGAAAUGCACAAACAGGCUGAAAUAGUGAAGAGGCUGAAUGGGAUCUGUGCUCAGGUGCUGCCUUACCUGUCCCAGGAGCACCAGCAGCAAGUCAUGGGGGCCAUAGAGCGAGCCAAGCAGGUCACACCUCCUGAGAUGAACUCCAUCAUACGGCAACAGCUGCAGGUGCAGCACCUGUCCCAGCUCCAGGGCCUGACCCUGCCGGUGACCCCGCUGCCCCUGGGCCUCACCCCACCCUCCCUGCCUGCCGUCUCCUCCAGCUCGGGCCUCCUCUCCCUCUCCUCCAUCCUGGCCAACUACUCUCACGGUCAGCCGCAGGCAGCGAAGGAGGACAAGGCCAGAGAGGCUGCGGAGAGAGCGCCCAGAGGAGAGGACGGAGACAAGUCAGACUAGUGGCGGCACAGUGAGGUGGAGGGAUGUGGGCGGGUGUUCGGUGUCGAGUUUCAAACGGAGUAAAGAUUAGCUGUAGCUGUAAGUUGGUAUUGAUGCACAUCCAUCUGCUCAGAGCUGUGGAGGACGAGGACGGAGCUGAAAGUUUAGGAUGUGCUAAAAAUCCUCAAAGACUGAAACUGGAAGUUAACGUUCCUGUUAUUUAGUGGGAUUAGACCAGUUCAAGCAUUAAGAUUUCUAAUAGAUGUUUUUUUUUUUAGUGUGUAAGCCAUUAUUGUUUGGUUAACCAAUAUAAAUAUCUCAUUUGGAGUGGGAGUCGAAGUUGAAAGAAUAACAGAUUCUUGUGUCUGCUUGUUGCAGGUUUAUUUUUCUAAAUUCUUUUUUUUUUCUCGUGCAGUUUGGGUCUCACUGACAGUCGUGUGCCAGUCACAAUAAGCAGAUUUAAGAUAACUCUUCAGACAUUUUUCCUCUCCAUUAUGGAAAAACAUUUUUUAUCACAACAGUUUCCAUAUGGAAAAAAAACCAGUCGACCGAAGCCUCUUGGUUACAGCUAAUAUUAACUCGUGCUUUUAGAGCCAAAAUAAAGUUUAGUUUGGUGUGAAAUGGAAAGUUCUGAAUAUCUACAUUGUGCGUUUCAGAUAAACAGAAUUGAAUUUUAAACUCUUCAGUUCCCAGUUUGUUUCAACGGGCUUAGAGCCGGUGCGUUAAACACCUUUAUGAGAUUGUUAAAGCUCUGAAAAUAUUUUUGAAUUCAGUUUGACGUGUUUUUAUCAGUGAAAAGGCCUAAAAGGUGUCCUGACAGAAACCACAAACCUUUUUGUUUGAAUAUUUUCUAUAUAUUUUUCCACCCUCCUCUCUUUGCCUGAUGAAACCUGAACAUAGGCCUGUCACGAUAACACAUUUUACUGGGCGAUUAAUUGUCUCAGAAAUUAUUGCGAUAAA
Messenger RNA from Nematolebias whitei (Rio pearlfish), 1865 nucleotides. RefSeq names its product TLE family member 5. NCBI's taxonomy places the organism in Eukaryota, Metazoa, Chordata, Actinopteri, Cyprinodontiformes, Rivulidae. Gene Ontology annotation, biological process: regulation of DNA-templated transcription; negative regulation of canonical Wnt signaling pathway. The record is from RefSeq and is a predicted model, not a curated record. Gene Ontology annotation, cellular component: nucleus; transcription regulator complex. Bases 315 to 926 code for a protein of 203 amino acids. Gene Ontology annotation, molecular function: protein binding; transcription corepressor activity. The transcript has 7 exons.